AUGUACGGUGUCGUGGAAAGAAAAUGUGCAACCAUCUUGUAAACCUAACUAACAUGAUCAUACUUAUUGUGUAGAAUACUGUGCAUUUUACCAUCAGUUGUCUGAAAAAAAAAAUAAUGAAAAGUUAUUUAAACGUAUUGCAGCAAUUUAGUGCAAGUAUUGCGUUAGGUUAACAUGGGUCGGAACAUUUUUUUCAGGGUGCUUGUUUAACCUUAAUAAACGUGGUUUGCUGAGAGUGUGUGUCACACUAGUUUUGCAAUCAAAAACUUUUCAUCAUGCCUAAGGAACGCGUCUCAAAGAAAUCUCGGGUACACCAAGAAGUUCAGAAACAAGGUAUAAACUUUAACAAAGAUUUUGGACAACACAUUUUGAAAAACCCGCUGAUUGUGAACAGUAUGGUAGAAAAGUCAGCACUCAGGCCGACAGAUGUAGUUUUGGAAGUUGGCCCUGGAACAGGCAAUAUGACUAUGAAGUUACUGGAAAAAACAAAAAAGGUUAUAGCUUGUGAAAUAGAUCCUCGAAUGGCAGCUGAGUUACAGAAAAGAGUCCAAAGCACGCCUGUACAGAAUAAAUUACACCUGAUAGUAGGAGAUGUGUUGAAGACUGAACUGCCUUUCUUUGAUAUCUGUGUUGCGAACUUACCCUACCAGAUUUCUUCUCCUUUUGUGUUCAAACUGUUGUUACAUCGGCCGUUUUUCAGGUGUGCUGUGGUGAUGUUUCAAAGAGAGUUUGCUCAGAGACUUGUGGCCAAACCUGGAGAAAAACUCUACUGUCGUCUGUCAGUCAACACACAACUCCUUGCCAGAGUAGACCACCUUAUGAAGGUGGGAAAGAACAACUUCCGACCACCACCUAAAGUAGAGUCAAGCGUUGUCAGGAUUGAGCCUAGAAACCCUCCUCCUCCCAUAAACUUCCAGGAAUGGGAUGGAUUAGUGAGGAUAUGUUUCUCUCGGAAAAACAAAACUCUUGGAGCUGCAUUCAAGUUCAAUACAGUCCUGGAACUUCUGGAGAAAAACUACAGAACACACUGUUCCCUACAUUCUAUUCCGGUACCUGCAGAUUUUGACAUUAAAUCAAAGGUUAAUGAUCUCCUGACGGAAAAGGACUUUGAAAAGAAACGAGCUCGAACUAUGGACAUCGAUGAUUUCCUUGGAUUGUUAAACUGUUUCAACUCAGCUGGAUUCCACUUUUCUUAACAGACUAACAUGAACCAAGUGUGGAGGUUGUUGGUAAGGAUGCUACUAAACCUAGAUCUCUACGUCGAUCUGGAUACAGCUUCGGUAGAUAUCCGAAUGAAGCGUCAAUAAACCUAGAUCUCUACGUCGAUCUGGAUACAGCUUCGGUAAUUAUCUGUGAAUGAAGUGUCAAUAAACGCAGGAUAACUCGGUCAAUCUGGAUACAGCUUCGGUAAUUAUCUGUGAAUGAAGUGUCAAUAAACGCAGGAUAACUCGGUCAAUCUGGAUACAGCUUCGGUAAUUAUCUGUGAAUGAAGUGUCAAUAAACGCAGGAUAACUCGGUCAAUCUGGAUACAGCUUCGGUAGAUAUCCGAAUGAAGCGUCAAUAAACCUAGGAUCUCUACGUCGAUCUGGAUACAGCUUCGGUAAUUAUCUGUGAAUGAAGUGUCAAUAAACGCAGGAUAACUCGGUCAAUCUGGAUACAGCUUCAGUAGUUGUCUGUGAAUGAAGAAUCAAUAAACGCAGGAUAACUCGGUCAAUCUGGAUACAGCUUCGGUAGAUAUCUCAAUAAAGCAUCAAUAAACCGAGGAUAUCUCCAUCUACCUAGAUACAGCUUCGGUAGAUAUCGGAAUGAAGAAUCAAUAAACCUAGGAUAUCUUUGUCAAUCUGGAUACAGCUUCGGUAGAUAUCCGAAUGAAGCGUCAAUAAACCCAGGAUAUCUACGUCGAUCUGGAUACAGCUUCGGUAGAUAUCUGUGAAUGACUGCUAUUGGCUCCCAAAGUUAGAGUAUGUUCACAUUGAUGUACAGAUAAAAGGUUAAAAAGCUGUUUAGAAGGACAGGACAACUUGUACAGUUGUUAAUAGCUAUUGUCUUAGAAGGACAGGACAACUUGUACAGUUGUUAAUAGCUAUUGUCUUAGGACAGGACAACUUGUACAGUUGUUAAUAGCUAUUGUCUCUGAAAUAGAACUUUUAUUGUAGGUUUGUAUUGAACCGUUUUGUUUCUAUAGAUGGUUUGUUAAACGUGGCUAGAAAUAUCUGUAUUUUGCUGUUAGAAAAGUAGAGCAUCGCAGGACUUGUUGAUCCUGGUAACCUGGUAACAUGUUUGUAUUCGGGUGUGGUUAGCUGGUAACAUGUUUGUAUUCGGGUGUGGUAACCUGGUAACAUGUUUGUAUUCGGGUGUGGUUAGCUGGUAAUAUGUUUGUAUUCGGGUGUGGUUAGCUGGUAACAUGUUUGUAUUCGGGUGUGGUUAGCUGGUAACAUGUUUGUAUUCGGGUGUGGAGAGAGAUUGUGUAACAAGUAUUGAAAACAGGAUUUUUCCAUCGUUUUUCUUCAUAAAUUAUAAGACCAAUAUAACCUGCAUUGCAAUCAUUUAUUAUUAUAAAAAUAAUUGUACAUUGGUUUAAUGGGACAAUAACUGUUCCAGAUCUAAGAGUUAUAUUGUUGUGUGACUCCCAGAUACAUGUAGUAGGGUUAGAUAUAUAUGCUCUUAUAAUAUUGGUCCUUGGUAACAUUCAUACUGGAUAAAAUUGAUCGUCCUCGUAUAAGAAUUUCAUAUACAUAAUGUACAUAAAUGAAUAGACAUAUAUUUGUGAACAUAAAGUACAAUGGUUUUGCCGCUUCUAACACAAACCAGUCAUACUUAGAAGGGGUUUCACUUGAAAAACAAGGGUAUAUUACAACUCAACAGGUCGUAUAUCUUUUUUUCACAAAAAUGUGUCGGUGCAAAAAUAAAUCUAAGUAUUUACGAGGUAAAGGGAUAAAUAGUAAUAAUAAAACUGACCAUAAUGCUGUCCCCAAAAUUGUGAGUGGUUGUCAGAUUAUAAUCACAAAUUUAAAAGUGACCUAUCAGAAUUUUCUAACCUGUCAGAUUUAGGGGACUACAGAACAAAGUGAUUGAGAUAAAGCAGAAUAUAUAACAAAAAUAUAAACCCCAUGAUCUGAUGACAGCAAUUAACAUUAGUGGCAAUAUUACACUUUACUUUUACUUGGGUUAAAGCUUGAAAAGUGUCUGGGUUCCUGAAAUACUGAAAUAGCUGGUUGUCAGAAUUUAACAGGUAUAUAUGGGGGAAAAUAUUUCCAAAAUACUGAAUUCAGUAUUAAUACUGAACACUUUUAUUCAUGCUUUUAGUUAAACUCCAAUAAUAUUUCGUUUGUGUACAUGAUAUGUCAUAUUAAUUUAUUGAAAUGAAAAAAUAUUCAACACUUUUGCAUUGGAGUGGAAUUAGAAAAUUAAACACAAAGUAUAUACAUGUAUUGAAGUGAAGAAGAAAUUGAUAUAGAUAAUUUGUCAGCGCCAUUAAUCUUCACACAACAAAUGAAGCCAAAUGUAGUCAUGCAUAUUUUAAAACUGCCUGUCUUGUGAUAGGCAAAAUGACUGUUUAAAAGCUGUGAGCUGAUGAGAAUGUGUAUGGAAGUUUGUCUGUGAUAAGUUUGUUAUGAUUGGUAUACAUUGUUUACCACAAUGACAAAUUGACAAUUAAAUAAAUUUUCAGUUAUUAAAUU
Molecule: messenger RNA, 3680 nt
Organism: Pecten maximus
Lineage: Eukaryota; Metazoa; Mollusca; Bivalvia; Pectinida; Pectinidae
Product: probable dimethyladenosine transferase
Exons: 12
Coding region: 276-1196 (306 amino acids)
Biological process (GO): rRNA methylation
Cellular component (GO): mitochondrial matrix
Molecular function (GO): rRNA (adenine-N6,N6-)-dimethyltransferase activity
Source: RefSeq, a predicted model, not a curated record